Messenger RNA from Rhizoctonia solani, 405 nucleotides. RefSeq lists its product as uncharacterized. The record is from RefSeq and is a predicted model, not a curated record. The coding region runs from base 1 to 405 and encodes 134 amino acids. The transcript has 3 exons. Lineage: Eukaryota; Fungi; Basidiomycota; Agaricomycetes; Cantharellales; Ceratobasidiaceae.
AUGCGUCGUGGCCCAAGUCGCCUCAUCUGGUUUGGUCUCGGCGGCAUUGCAACCUACUGGUUCAUCCAGUCAAGAGAACAAAAGCGUGAGAUGCUCAUGAGCCAGGGUGCUGAUACGCAACGCGCCGGACAUUGCCACGCCGCCUGGGGAUGGGGUCGCUGGGGAGACCAUCGGCGCGAAAUGAACGAGGCGCAGCAAAAGAUGGAAGACCAUCGUCGUAAAGUCCAGGAACAGUUCGCGGACUUUGGAAACAUCGGCGGUGACAAGCUCGCUGAUAUGGCCGAGUCGAGUCUUGACUCUGUUAUGAGCUCUGUGGUGGCGCUGAAGGCCAAAAUAGCAGAACAGCGAGCUGCAUCGCAAGCUGCUCGAGCCGCGGCGUCAAAGGAAGAUCCUCGCCUCGUGUGA